Xiphophorus hellerii (green swordtail) is the source of this 2449-nucleotide messenger RNA. RefSeq names its product gastrula zinc finger protein XlCGF57.1-like. The record is from RefSeq and is a predicted model, not a curated record. Bases 4 to 2007 code for a protein of 667 amino acids. The transcript has 4 exons. Gene Ontology annotation, biological process: regulation of transcription by RNA polymerase II. Gene Ontology annotation, cellular component: nucleus. NCBI's taxonomy places the organism in Eukaryota, Metazoa, Chordata, Actinopteri, Cyprinodontiformes, Poeciliidae. Gene Ontology annotation, molecular function: DNA-binding transcription activator activity, RNA polymerase II-specific; RNA polymerase II cis-regulatory region sequence-specific DNA binding.
CUGAUGGAUUUUACCCGGAUACCGAGGAUCAUCUUACACCGGAUAGAUCUCCCACAGUGCUGGGUGUGUAAAGAGGAGGAGGUUCUCAAUGAAUUCAGCAACCAGGAGAGGAAGUCCACUUCAGGUAAAGAAGAACCAGAACAUCAAGAGUUCAAAGAGGAAGAGAAGCAACUCUGCAUCAGUCAGGAUGAAGAGCAGCUUGUGCUGAAACAAGAGACUGAUGACAUUUUGGUGAAUCCUCUUAAUGUGCAAAGAAUCCACAAUGAAACAGAACCACAGAGGAACCAACUCAUCUCUCAUGGCUCUGCUGAGGAUGAGAACCAGGAUCAGGAAGGAAGCAAUUCUGAGGACUCAGGAGAAAAGAGAGAUGAAGAACAGAAACACAACAAAAGAUGCCAGAAAGAUCUCCCACAAUGUUGCGUGUGUAAAGAGGAGGAGGUUCUCAAUGAAACAGAACCACAGAGGAACCAACUCAUCUCUCAUGGCUCUACAGAAACUGAGAACCAGAAUCAGGAAGGAAUCAAUUCUGAAGACCCGGGAAAAAAGAGAAAGGAAGAACAAAAACAAAAGGAGAAAUAUGAGACAACGAAAGAGCAGAAAGGCAGAACUGACACUUCAAAACAAAAAAAGCACAAGAAAGCUCACGCAGGGCAAAAAUUAUAUUCUUGUAAAAUUUGUUAUAAAACCUUUUCUCGAAACGAUAUCUUGCUGAGACACAGAAGAAUUCACAAAGAUGAGCAGCCUUUUUCUUGUGGGACUUGUGGAAAGAGUUUCUCUCGGAAAGGCCAUCUAAAUGCUCAUAUGAAAGUUCACACAGGUGAGAAGCCCUUCUCAUGUGGGACCUGUGGAAAGAGUUACAGUGAAAGAGGGACUUUAACUUGGCACAUGAGAAUUCACACAGGUGAGAAGCCUUUCUCCUGUGGAUCCUGUGGAAAGAGUUUCUCUCGAAAGAAUACUCUAAAUGUCCAUAUGGUAACUCACACAGAUGAGAAGCCUUUCUCUUGUGGGACUUGUGGAAGACGUUUCUCCCUAAAAUCUAAUUUAAAUGUUCACAUGAGAAUUCACACAGGUGAGAAGCCUUUUCCUUGUGGGAUCUGUGGAAAGAGUUACAGUGAAAGAGGGACUUUAUCUCGUCACAUGAAAAUUCACACAGGUGAGAAGCCUUUCUCUUGUGGGUCGUGUGGAAAACGUUUCUCUCAACAAGGUGUUUUAAAUGUUCACAUGAGAAUUCACACAGGUGAGAAGCCUUUCUCUUGUGGAUCCUGUGGAAAGAGUUUCUCCCUAAAAACUCAUUUAAAUGUUCACAUGAGAAUUCACACAGGUGAAAAGCCUUUCGCUUGUGGGUCUUGUGGAAGAGGUUUCUCUCGCAAACAUUAUUUAAAUGUUCAUAUGAAAAUUCACACAGGUGAGAAGCCCUUCUCAUGUGGGAUCUGUGGAAAGAGUUACAGUGAAAAGGGGACUUUAACUCGGCACAUUAGAAUUCACACAGGUGAGAAGCCUUUUGCUUGUGGGAUCUGUGGAAAGAGUUACAGUGAAAAGGGGACUUUAACUCGGCACAUUAGAAUUCACACAGGUGAGAAGCCUUUCGCUUGUGGGAUCUGUGGAAAGAGUUACAGUGAUAAAAAUACUUUAACUCAUCACAUGAGAAUUCACACAGGUGAGAAGCCUUUCGCUUGUGGGAUCUGUGGAAAGAGUUACAGUGAUAAAAAUACUUUAACUCAUCACAUGAGAAUUCACACAGGUGAGAAGCCUUUCACUUGUGGGACUUGUGGAAAACGUUUCACUCAAAAAGGUGUUUUAAAUGUUCACAUGAGAAUUCACACGGGUGAGAAGCCUUUCUCUUGUGGGUCGUGUGGAAAACGUUUCUCUCAAAAAGGUGAUUUAAAUGUUCACAUGAGAAUUCACACGGGUGAGAAGCCAUUCUCAUGUGGGAGCUGUGGAAAAAGUUACAGUAACACAAGUAAUUUAUCUCGUCACAUGAAGACUCACUCUGAUGAGAAUCCAUAGGUCCAAAACAGAUCCGAUCCAAUUUGCAUCUAAUCUUAUGGAAAAUCUGGUCAGAUGAUGUAAACAGCAAGUUGAACAUAUUAAAGUCAACAGAUUCUUGCAGGCUGCUAGUGUUUCACUGUGAUUGUGUCUUUCACUGUCUGACCAAGAUAAACCUGAGGUCUACUUUUGCCUAGCAGCUUGUUUUCCUUAAUCCAGUUUUUUGUUUUAAUUCUCAAUCGUAUUUGUACUUAAGAUCCCCAUCAGUAUCCCAUUUGAUACUGAAGUUAAAGAGGGGAACACAUUCAGACAGGAUUAAUUUCUGUGCAUUUCAGUUUUCAUGGAGUUCUGUACCAUGUAGAAUAAUUGAGUUUAGCUUUUAUUUGAAGUUUCUGUGUAUGACUGGAUGUAAAAUACUUUAGAAAUGAAAGCAGUGAAAUGUUCUUGUUUUUCCAUAAAUAAA